UUUUGUUUUUCCUGGUUAUUAUCAGGAUCAUUAUCUAGCAUUCGUGACGCGAAGUAGUACGUACGAUACGUGUUACAUCGAUACCGAGAAGAGAUCUCAGUCCGCAAAAUACAAUCUGCGAGAUGCAACGCUUUCAGGAAGCACCUAAACAAGCUCCAAAACAGUUUAAUCAGAUGUAACGGACUUUUCCUUAGAGAUAAUGUCAACGUUAGGAAUAAUCUUGACGUUGUGAUUAAUGAAAAAAGAAAGUGUCUCUUGAUGAAGCACCCUCUAAGAAUUCGCAUAGCUAACCAGCGCCCGCAUACUGGUGUUAGUGAUAGGCGAGACUUAUUUAAAUCAUUGUGUCAUCCUCAUCUUUAUCAUUAUUCUUAUAACUUCAAGGUUCAGUUUCGGCAGUGGAACCGUUAAAGAUUAAAGGAGCGAACACCUGCAGUGGAAUCGCAUUUGGGAUGCACGAGUAACGUCGACGCGCGUCCAUGUCGUCCGCGGCAGAGGAUAAAAUUGGCGAGACAUCUCAGAUGGACCAAGAGGAACCAGCGUGAUGUGCUGACCGGCAUAGUAUAUCGAAGGACAGUGACGAUCCGCACACCAAAAUGGUAGGGGGGUACUGGCCAGAUCCGGAGGAUGGUAUAAGAGAAGAAGGGAUACGAAACCAACGUCAGUUAUAUUGACUUUCUUUUAAGCGACACGCGCGUUACACACUCCGCGGGAGGAUACACAUUAAAUUUCCACGAUGAGGCCACUGCUAGAAAUGCUACUAGUCAUAGUAGCAUUAGCUACGCACACACGUGGACUCCCCUAUGGAGAAUUGCCAUCUCAAUUGCAGACACAAGAUAAGGUCGUCUGGUACGGUGGCGAUCGCUUCUCUCAAGUUCAAAACAACGUCUACCCGACCUACAAAGACAAUAUCGUCCCGGAACAAAUUGGUCAAGCGCAAUUUAAUUGGGAUCAGUCGCGGCAAAAUACGUUUGAAGGAUACGAUACGCGUGCUCCGGCAGAAUCGCAGAAGCAACUUAAUCCCGACUAUGCAUAUCAGCCUGACCAAACGCUGCAGCCUUAUUCUAGCGCCGUGGACGGUUUCACCAUCAGUUGCAGCGGUAAAAAUAAAGUUUGUGUGGCUAAAGGUUUGUGUGUCGAUGGAUACGUGCAUCCCUUGAAGCAAGGCUUUAUUCGACCAGGACAGGUGCAAGAAUGCAAGCUCAGCCAUGAAGUAUGCUGUACCGUGCGAUACGAUUUGGAUAACUCACCGUAUGACGAUCAGAUUAAUACGGUACUGAAAGAUAAUCAGUAUCCGGAACCUACUCUAGAAAACGAUGAGAAAUAUUUUCCUUACGGGGAAAAUAAUCAGGCGGACGUCGAAUUGAGACCACCGUUAAGAAACGACGCCGAACUGCAAUCCCCAUCGGACAAUGGAUACGCGAUCGAACCCGCUAAUCAGCCUCGCGACGACGUAAGGCCAGCCGAAGAGGUGCCAAUCGAUUACAAUCAGAUACCUUCUGAUACAAAUCAACAGGAGCGCUACCAAACAGGCGAUGUUAGUGCUAGCGAGCCGGUCUUCCCUUCAGCUCCGCUAAAAUUGGCCCCUGCAAACUCUAAUCCCUCGGUCUUUCAAUUCACGGUUCACAUGGGAUGCGCAGCUGCCCUGCUCUGCGUAGAGGAGCAGUACUGUACCUUAGAAGGAACGAUUAGCCCACAGCCAAUUGUGCUUACCAGCAAACAGAUCUUACGACGUGUUCCGUUGAGCAGCUGCAGAAUCUCGAAGACCGGAGCGGUCGGUAAAUGUUGCCGCGACCCCAACUACGUGGACCCGUGGCCGACGGGCAAUCUCCCGGCCAACUACACAGGCGGCUUCGACGAGCAGGGCUUCCCGACGUUCCUGAACAUCGCGAAAGUGCGACCGCCAAAGAAGCCUGCCACACAACCACCCAUCGAGACGACUCCCAAACCGCCCGUCCACGAAGAGCUGCAACCCACGAACGUCGUGCCCCUGGUGCCGGACGAUUCCGAUGUGAUUCCACAACGUGUGCUGCCAAUCCCGACCCAGGUUCCGAGAGUGCCUCCGGUCAGUACCCCCGCGCCGUUUAUCGAAACUCCGCCGUACGAUCCUACGCCGAGCGACCCACAUCCUCUUUCCAUCGUACCGGAAUUGGAAUUGCCCAACAACCCGUGUGGAGUGAGAAAUUACGGACAACGUCCAUCCGGCUUCAGAGAGACCGACGCUGCGUUCGGAGAAAUUCCUUGGCAAGCGAUGGUCCUGUGGUCGGAGGAACGUAAGAUUUUGUGUUCUGGCGCAUUGAUAUCGUCAGAUGUUGUCCUGACAGCUGCCAGUUGCGUAAACAGAUUCCCGUCAAGUGAACUGUCGGUGAAACUCGGGGAAUGGAAAUUGGGCUACGAACUUGAACACGAGGAGCCACUGCCAUUCCAAAUCAUCAAUGUACGAACGAUCAAGUAUCAUCCUGGAUAUGUGGAGGGAUUGCCCAGUAACGACACCGCUAUGCUCUUUUUGGAACACCCCGCGAAAUUCAAUUUGCAUAUCAACACGCUAUGUCUUCCUGACAGCUAUCAAGUACCAGAAACUUCGCAAUGCAUCGUGACGGGAUGGGGCAAGUCGAUAUUGCAAGCUCAUUACGCUGGUGCCAUCAUGCACAUGGUCGAUGUAGAUCUCCUAUCACAUGACAUCUGUCGAAAUCGCGUCUUGGAUGCGGAAUCCCACAUUAAUGUUGCGCAUAAUAUAAUUUGCGGCAAAGCGCACGAAACAAACAAUAUGUGCCAGGCCGACCUCGGUUCCCCAUUGGCUUGCUACGACGGCAACGGAGCCUACCAUAUCGCCGGGAUUUACAGCCAGGACACCGGAUGCUUACCCACAAAUCAGGUGGCGACAUUCGCGCCCAUUGAUAUUACCUGGAUGAAACAAACUAUGUAUCCAUACGAGCCUAAGAUAGACACCAGCAAUGAUGGCUACGAUUAUCGAAAGAGUGACUUACCAGCGGGUAACGAAUAUUUGCCACCGGUAUAAAGGUAAUGUGCAACGGUAUAUAUUCAUACUGUUGCAUAGCAUAUUUCUUUUAAUACUCACGAAUGGUAGAACGAAGACGCGCGAUAAAUAUGCGCUCGCAUAAUACUCGAGAUAGCGUAAUGCUGCAGAGAAUAAUUGGUUGCGUUUAAUCGAUUUCAUGCUGAGUUGCGGGAAAGAAUGAGGAGAGCAAUCGUUGGGAGACGAUUGAGUAUUACAGAUAAUCAUUGCCGAUACUAAACGUAAACUAAAAUAUUUGAUGCUCCGCUUUCGAGUAUUGUUAUUCGAAAUUUCCUAUAAUAUAAUUUCUAAAACGCGAUACAUACAAGAACAGAAAUCCAUUAAGGCUCAAUAUCGAGAUUCAGCAUCGCAGCAAAGAAACUCCGAGCAAUUGUAUGAAAAAGAAUACACGAACUAUUAGAUUUUAUAGAUGCAAAUAUAUUUAUUUGCCUGGCGUAAUACAAAAAUAAUAUAAAUGUGUCUGUACAUAAUGGGAACAUCGUGUAAACGAUGUAUGCUUCUGCGAGUAAAAUUAAGCUACCGGGGAAUCUGUCAAAAAAUUAUAUUAUUAUACGUUUAAUAAAUAUUUGUUAGAGAAUA
Molecule: messenger RNA, 3613 nt
Organism: Vollenhovia emeryi
Lineage: Eukaryota; Metazoa; Arthropoda; Insecta; Hymenoptera; Formicidae
Gene: scaf
Exons: 12
Coding region: 734-3016 (760 amino acids)
Biological process (GO): proteolysis
Molecular function (GO): serine-type endopeptidase activity
Source: RefSeq, a predicted model, not a curated record